Messenger RNA from Sclerotinia borealis F-4128, 3465 nucleotides. Lineage: Eukaryota; Fungi; Ascomycota; Leotiomycetes; Helotiales; Sclerotiniaceae. The record is from the annotation of a GenBank genome assembly.
AUGAAGCAAAGUACAUUAUUCGGGCUUAUUGCCUCGGUUGCCUCCUUUGGCAUGACUGCAGCUGCUGGUACUCCAGUAUUGGCAGCAAGAGCUUCAUCUACUUCGAGUGUUGAGGCCGUUACGAUUUCAGGAAAUGCUUUCUACAAGGGUAGCGAUCGUUUCUACAUUCGUGGUGUCGACUAUCAACCAGGUGGAGGAAUUGGUACUCCCGGCGAUCCCAUUGCUAAUGCAACUGCAUGCAAGCGAGAUGUCGAAUAUUUCAAAGAACUAGGAAUCAACACUAUCAGAGUCUACGCUGUCGACAACACUGCGGAUCACGACGAGUGCAUGGGUUAUCUCGCCGAUGCCGGUAUUUACCUUGUCCUUGAUACCGAUACUCCUCUUUAUUCACUCAACAGAGACGAACCCAAAAAAUCAUACAACAGCGUCUACCUUCAAUCAAUCUUUGCCACUAUUGACAAGUUUGCCAAUUACAGCAAUACUCUUGCUUUUCUCUCUGGUAAUGAAGUCAUCAACCAAGUAAACAAUACCGAUUGUGCUCCGUAUGUUAAGGCUAUCGUUCGAGACAUGAAGGAAUACAUUGGUAGCCGUGGUUACCGAUCCAUUCCCGUUGGAUACUCCGCUGCUGACGUUGCCUCCAAUCAAUUUAUUCUUGCUGAGUACUUGAAUUGCGGAACCGACGAUGAACGAUCCGAUUUCUACGCCAUCAAUGAUUAUUCGUGGUGUGAUCCUUCUUCCAUGACCACAUCAGGCUGGGACACUCUUAUCUCAAAUUACGCUAAUUACAGCAUUCCUCUCUUCAUGUCCGAAUUCGGCUGUAUUACCAACACCAGAAAGUUCACCGAAAUCGCUGCCCUCUACAGCACUGAGAUGGCUGCUGUCUUCUCUGGAGGUCUUGUGUAUGAAUAUUCCAACGAGGGUAACGGAUACGGUCUCGUGAAUAUCACCGAUGGAGAAAUUACUACCGGUGACCAAUUCACAUAUCUCAAAGCAGCCUACGCAAACACUACUUUACCAACUGGUGAUGGAGGAGCCAUUACUACUACUAGACCUGCGAGUACUUGCCCAACUGAAAGUUCCGACUGGGAAAUCUCCGGUGAUGCUCUCCCAGCUAUCCCUACCCCAGCUCAGAAAUUCAUGACUGCAGGUGCGGGUACUGGACCUGGAUUGGAUGGUGCUGGUUCUCAAGAGGCUGGUGAUAGUGAUAACGAAUCGCAAGGGACUGCUACCGCCGGUUCGGGAGCUGUUACAUUCACCGCUUCCGCAGGAUCUUCGGGCUCCACAUCUUCUUCUAAAUCGAGCGCCGCAGGUGGUAGAGUUGCCGAAGUUGACAUGAGAGCGUUUGGAGUUGUUGCAGUGACCCUUGCCAGUAUGGUUGGUGUGACUGGGCGGAAUGCAGCUGAGGUUCCCCAGUCAGCUAGUACUUAUGCUAUGGCUGCAAUUCCGGCACUCAAUUAUCCUAUCACAGGGCCCCCAAAGGCUUCGCCAGCUCCUGCCGACGGAUCUGUCCCCCUAAGACGCGAGAUUCGAGAUCUUCAACAUAACUUUCCUGAUCAAUGGACACUUUACAUACUUGGUCUUCAAGCUUUUCAGCAACUUGAUGAGAAGUCAGAUCUAUCUUGGUAUGGAAUUGCUGGUAUUCAUGGACGUCCAUACCGUCCUUGGGGUGGAGUUCAAGGAGAUAACCCGGUCGGCUGGCAAGGCUAUUGUACUCACAGUUCUAUUCUCUUUGCUCCAUGGCAUCGUCCAUACCUCGCAUUAUUUGAGCAAUACUUGUAUCAAAUCAUUCAAAAGAUCGCCGCUACAUUCCCCACUGCCUCUAAGACUCGUUAUCAACAAGCUGCUUUAACGUUCCGUAUGCCAUACUGGGACUGGGCUGCCUCACCACCCGCCGGCGAUAAAUACUUUCCUACUGUCGUCGGACAACCAUCGAUUCAAGUCAUCACCCCAACCUCGAAUAACAAACCAGUUCAAAUCACCAACCCUCUCUACUCCUAUAAAUUCAAUCCCUUAAAUCCUUUGAAGAAUGACUUUCCCAGCAUUCCGGAAUCUCGAUGGCCCAGCACUCUUCGAUACCCAACCAACGGAAGUGCAAUCGCCAAAUCCCAAGAACAGCAAGUAUUUGACGCUAUGGAGUCACAAUUUCAGUCAUAUCAAAGCAAUGUUUAUCUCAUCAUGAAAGAUCCCAACUACAAGCAGUUUGAUGCUUUCAGCAAUCAUCAAUGGGCUCCCAAUAAUGCUCCUGAAACAUAUGGUAGUAUCGAGGAUGUGCAUAAUAGUAUUCAUAGUGAAACUGGUGGGAAUGGCCAGAUGGCUGAUCCUGAUUACGCAGCAUUCGAUCCAUUGUUUUGGUUGCACCAUACAAAUGUCGAUCGACAAUUUGCCAUCUGGCAAGCACUAAACCCCAAUAGCUAUGCAAUCAACAAACCAUCCGGCGAUGGAACCUUCUCCAUCGAAAGCGGCACCCAAGAAACAAGCACCACCCCCUUAACACCAUUCAACAACGCCACCGGCAAAACCUACUGGACUUCCGAUGCCGUCCGCAACACGGCAACCUUCAACUACGCAUAUCCCGAGACUCAACAAUGGAAAUAUCCCACUCUUCAACAAUAUCAAAAUAGUGUUCUCGCCGCGGUCCAAACGUUAUACGGCGCUACUAGUAAUCAAGUCAUGCAAUUGAUGGGCGUACAAACUGCAGAUGCAACUGCACCUCAGCAAAUAACUCCUCGAUCUAAACAAGUUAUUGCGGACGGUAGCAACGGACCUCAAAAGCCCCUCGGUAUUAGUAAUCCCUCAUCUUCCAGUAUCGGUAAUUCCCUAUCAAAUCUCCUUCAUGACAUUUCACCCAAGUCUCAUGCUCAGUCUGUGGAGACUACUCGCGGUGGAGAGGACUUUGAAUCCGAGAUUGGAAAACCAUCCGAAACUCCUUCCAACACAGGUCCUAAAGCACCAAUCAAAUACCGCGAAUAUAUUGCUAAUAUCCGCGCUCCCAAACAUAUUCUCCAGCAAACGUAUCGCGUGCGAAUUUUUCUCGGGGAUUUUGAUUCCAAUCCUGCUACAUGGGCUACCGCUCCCUCCACCCUCGGCACCUUUUCUUCCUUUGGCAAAAACCCUCAAACAACCUCCUGCGGUAAAUGCAUCCGCGACGCCACCAACUCCCUCAUGAUCUCCGGCACCAUCCCCCUAACCCCCAUGCUCCUAACCCUCUAUCAAAACAGCACUCUCGCCUCUCUGGAACCAGUACACGUCCUUCCAUACCUAACGCGAAAUCUGCAUUGGAGAGUAACGCUGGCAGAUGGAUCGGAAAUUGAUAGGGCGGAGGUGCAGGGUCUGAAGGUUAGUGUAGUGAGUACGGAGGUCGAGUGUGUAGACAGGGGUUGGCCAAUUUUUAGUGGGGAGUAUGUGGUGCAUAGUGAGGUUACGGGGGGGAGACCGGCGGGGUUGGGGGAGGGGGAUAGGAUUUAG